AUGGCCUCGACCAGCUUCGUCCGCGGCAAGGCCACUCUCCCCGACCUCGCAUACGACUACGGCGCUCUCGAGCCCUACAUCUCCGGCCAGAUCAUGGAGCUCCACCACUCCAAGCACCACCAGACGUACGUCAACGGCUUCAACUCGGCCGCCGACGCCGUGUCCGAGGCCCACGCCAAGAACGAUAGCAAGGCUGCCGCCGCCCAGGCCGCGCUGCUCAACUUCCACGGCGGCGGCCACGUCAACCACUCUCUCUUCUGGGAGAACCUCGCACCCAACGGCAAGGGCGGCGGCGGCGAGCCCGAGGGCAAGCUCAUGACCGCCAUCAACGAGGACUUUGGAUCCUUCAACAAUCUCAAGAAGCAGGCAAAUGCUGCCCUCGCCGGCAUCCAGGGCUCCGGCUGGGCCUGGCUCGUCAAGGAAAAGACGUCGGGCACCCUCAGUGUUGUCACCCGCGCUAACCAGGACCCCGUCACCGGAAACCUCGAGCCGCUUCUCGGUAUCGAUGCUUGGGAGCACGCCUACUACCUCCAGUACCAGAACCGCAAGGCAGAGUACUUUGACGCCAUCUGGAAGGUCAUCAACUGGGGCACUGUGGCCAAGCGCUUCGACAAGUAG
Hirsutella rhossiliensis is the source of this 618-nucleotide messenger RNA. Its product is annotated as iron/manganese superoxide dismutase, alpha-hairpin. The transcript is spliced from 3 exons. The record is from RefSeq and is a predicted model, not a curated record. Gene Ontology annotation, cellular component: mitochondrion. The coding region runs from base 1 to 618 and encodes 205 amino acids. NCBI's taxonomy places the organism in Eukaryota, Fungi, Ascomycota, Sordariomycetes, Hypocreales, Ophiocordycipitaceae. Gene Ontology annotation, biological process: superoxide metabolic process. Gene Ontology annotation, molecular function: metal ion binding; superoxide dismutase activity.